ACCACAUUAGAGGAAGCUGCCUUGGGGCCUGUGUGGCAGCGGAGGCUGGGCUUGUUCCUCCGAAGAUCUCACCCGCAGCCAUGAGCGGUAAAGAAUGCUUCAAGUGUGGACGCUCUGGACACUGGGCCCGGGAAUGCCCUAAAGGAGGAGCUCGAGGGAGAAGACCUAGAAGCCGUGGCAGAGGUCCGCAGUGCAGUUCCACCGCCCAAUCUGACAUCUGUUACUGCUGUGGUGUGGCUGGUCACCAUGGCAAGAAUUGUGACCUUCAGGACGUCUGCUACAACUGCGGGAAAAGUGGCCACAUUGCCAAAGACUGUCCUGAGCCUAAACAAGAGAAAGACCGAUGCUGUUACACCUGUGGCAGACCAGGCCAUCUGGCUCGUGAUUGUGACCGUCGGGAAGGGCAGAAAUGCUACUUUUGCGGCGAAAUUGGGCAUAUCCAGAAAGACUGCUCCCAAAUCAAGUGCUACCGGUGUGGUGAGACCGGCCACAUGGCCAUGAACUGCAACAAGGCAAGCGAAGUCAACUGCUACCGCUGUGGAGAGUAUGGACAUCUAGCCCGAGAAUGCCCCGUUGAGGCCACAGCUUAGUUUCCUCCCCUAACCCCCUCUCCACUGCUGAUUAGUUGUAUUUUCUCUAAAAUCUCUUUGCUGAUCAAAAGAUUGAUAGAUGGAGGUUACUCUGAGAUCAUCAAGCUUUAAUUGCUGUGUUAAAGGAGGAAAGGGCUGGAGGAAAAAAUUCAAAAAAAGUUUAUUACAAUUAAUGCACUGUUUCUGAGCCACUGAGAAAUCCAGAUAUUGAAUAGUCAUUCAAAGCACUAGACAAUUUCUUGGUUCUUUUUUUUGGUACCAGGGAUCAAACUCAGGACCUUGUGCUUGUGAGGCAGGCGCCAGAACCACUGAGCUAAAUCCCCAGGCCAUGGCUUUUUUGAGUGUAUUUUGAUUUAACACAUUCAAUUAGAAGUUACUGGUGAACAAAUCAGAACAACUUUUGGAACACAGCCGCCCUUGAAUCUAUUAAACUACAUAGUGUGUCAGAUAAAGGUAAAUUGCCACAAAGAAAAGAAACACCAAGUAGAAAAGAAGAGAAACUACUGUGGAGCAGGGAAGACAAUGUCCUUUUAGGUAUCCAAGACCACCCUGAGGAGGUAACAUUUCCUCAGAUUGAUAGAGCAAAUAA
Messenger RNA from Heterocephalus glaber (naked mole-rat), 1179 nucleotides. It is a transcript of the gene Zcchc13, whose product is annotated as zinc finger CCHC-type containing 13. The record is from RefSeq and is a predicted model, not a curated record. Gene Ontology annotation, molecular function: nucleic acid binding; zinc ion binding. Lineage: Eukaryota; Metazoa; Chordata; Mammalia; Rodentia; Bathyergidae.